AUGGAAGAUAAUAGUAAGCUACUCGAGAGUGAUAGCAUCAGUCGGGUGCUCAACUCAGAUGCAUCGUUGGAUAUCCUUUGUACUCGUCUUAAGCAAAGUAUAACCACGGGUGAGGAGUUCUCCAAGUUUGUAAAGAGGAAGGCACAAAUUGAAGACGAUCACUAUACACAAUUAAAGAAAUUUGCAGGAAAUACAAGAUUAUCAAUCAAAACGGCACUGAGUGCCUCAAAAUUGAAGUCAGACCUGUUUCUGGCCCGCAUGGACCUGAUCAUUGAAUACGACGAGAAGUUGUUCAACGUUGGAUCUCUGUACGUCAAGGCAUUGAAUAUCAUGUACGACGAGUUGUUCGCGUUAAUAGGGACCAUGGCUAGAUCCAGGAAAAUGAUCAAAGAUGACGGGAAGAAGAAAGAAAAGGAGUGUUCUGACGCCAUCUUGGCUGCGGAGAAGGCAAAACAGAAGUACUAUCAUUUAUGUGACGAUUUGGAGAAAUUGAAAGCCAGUGAUCCCAACAAGAAAUCAUUUUCACUUAAGAACAAGACUGUAGAGCAACAGGAGGACGAAUUGCAGAGGAAAGUGGACUUGGCUGAUCAAGAUUAUAAAUUAAAGGUAUCUACAUGCAAGAAAUUGAAGGACGAGAUCUUAGUGGUUCAUCGUCCCACCAAUUCGAAAAAGUUGAAGAACUUGAUCUUGGAAUUGGACAUUGCCAUGAACGUUCAACUACAGAAAUAUGCUACGUGGAACGAAAACUUGAUCAUGAACAGUGGGGUGUUGGUGUCUCCGUUGAAACAGGAGGGAGUUUCACAUAGCAAACCAAGUAUGAAGGAGAUUGCUAGUUCAAUUGAUAACGAGAAGGAUUUGUACACAUAUUUGAUCAAGUACGAGAAACUGCCUUCCACAAAAAUGUUACAGCCAGUUGAAUACGUGGUUCAUCCUAGCUUGGCCAAGAAGGUGGGCAAUAGCAACCCUAAACCAUUUUUGAACACAAAGAGUACUGUCCAAGAUUAUAACGGUAAGUUAUCAACACCAAAUGCAAACGCAGGAGGAUAUGCUAAUAGUUCCUCUACGUAUGGUACUGCGGCGGGAGCUAGCUCCUUAGGCUCCAGCACUCUAGGAUCUAGCAACGUAGGUUCCAGCAACUUGGGAUCCAACAACUUGGGAUCUAACACCUUGGCAGGAAACCAUAGCAAUAAUACGUCAGCUUCUCCGCCAUAUCCCUCCAAUAAUUCAUACCCAUAUAACUCGCUUGACCCUGCCACCGGUAGCUCUCCUGAGUACAAUGGUGGUGGAGUAGCUCCUACUAGUGCUAGUCCUGCCCAGCCCACAUUCGGUAUUUCGAUCGAGCUGCUUAUUGUGUUUGCAGGGAUUGAUAACGUUCCACUUGUAGUGAAGAAGUGUAUCGAUACUUUGGAAGCGUACGGUCUCAAUGUAGAGGGAAUAUACCGUGCUCUGGGUAAUGUCAAUGCUGUUACACAGCUCAAGGAGUCAAUUGACGAGAAAUUCACAAAUUAUCUUCUUAUUGGAUCCAAUAUAAACCCAUCCAAUGUCCUUGACACUGACGUAUAUACCGUUGCUUCCCUUUUGAAGCUCUAUUUUUCUUCGCUUCCCGAGCCCUUACUCACGAGCGAAUACUACCAGUCCUUUAUUGAUACCGUCAAGUCUCAGGAUGAAAACUAUAUUGCUAAGAAGUUGCACCAUUUGGUGUUCAAUUUGCCCGAUGGAGCUUAUUUCACAUUAAGAGCUUUAAUAUUCCAUCUCAACAAGGUUGCAAAACAUGAAGAACAAAACAGAAUGAGCAUCAAGAAUUUGUCAAUAAUCUGGGGUCCUGCCAUAAUGAAUGACAACCUGAUGAGUCCACAGGAUCUUACCUACAAGAGUAAGGUAGUCGAGGAGCUCAUGUUAAUUGCUGAUGAGAUUUUUGAAGCAGAUUAG
This is a messenger RNA of Dujonia railenensis, 1929 nucleotides long. The record is from the annotation of a GenBank genome assembly. NCBI's taxonomy places the organism in Eukaryota, Fungi, Ascomycota, Pichiomycetes, Serinales, Debaryomycetaceae.